Messenger RNA from Doryrhamphus excisus (bluestripe pipefish), 3965 nucleotides. RefSeq names its product discs, large homolog 3 (Drosophila) (gene dlg3). Gene Ontology annotation, cellular component: neuron projection; postsynaptic density membrane; basolateral plasma membrane. Gene Ontology annotation, biological process: receptor clustering; receptor localization to synapse; embryo development. The record is from RefSeq and is a predicted model, not a curated record. NCBI's taxonomy places the organism in Eukaryota, Metazoa, Chordata, Actinopteri, Syngnathiformes, Syngnathidae. Gene Ontology annotation, molecular function: ionotropic glutamate receptor binding; protein kinase binding.
UAAUCCACAUCUAGGGCAAGCUGGCGGAGAGGCGAUCACAGCUCAGCUCCUCUGCAGGCUGGGAAAGAGGCGGCACUACCACCCUUUUCAACGCAGGAGGAGAACAAACCUGACAUUUUUGAGCCAGGCGGAAGAUAAGAAUUGAAGAGCAAAGAUUUUCCAUCGGAGGACACCGUUGAUUUAUACAUAUUGUUUGUAUAUCUAUAUAUAUUUGUACACACGCUUAUAGAUAUUUAUAUAUAUAUAUAGAUAUAUAUAUAUAGAUACAAGUAUCCUUGUACAUAUCUGUAUUUGUGCUCGUCUGUUUAUAUUCAUAUUUUUAUAUGUAUGUGUGUGUGUAAAUAUAUAUAAUAUAUAAGCAAGACAUAUAUAUAUAUAUAUAUAUAUGUAUGUGUAAAUAUAUAUAUAAAUAUAUAUAUAUGAAUUUCUAUGCGCAUCACUGUGAAGCAAGAGGAUUCUCAUCUCAUCGGGGCUGGUCUCUGAUUGUGCGAUCAUAUAUUUUGAAUAUUUGAUCUUCUACGUCAAGAGGACAAAGACGACGUGCCCAUUUUGUAUUUUUGUUUUCCUGUUGCUGCAUCCCGUCUCCCCGUCCCCGUCUCCCCCUCUCCGUGUUUUUCCUGCCAGAAGACUUGAAUCAGAGAGCAGGAUUUGACACAAAAAGAAAAAGGAGGGGGGGGAAAAUCGCUUGAAAUUCUUGCGAUCAGCGUCGUCGUUCCCGCCGGCAUCCGCGCCGUGUGACAUCCGAGGAGGAGACCGCCAGUGCCACGCCGCCCAGCGCCAGCCCCGUCCAGCAUGCACAAGCACCACCACUGCUGCAAGUGCCCAGAAUGUUAUGAGGUCACCCGCAUGGCGGCCCUGCGCAGGAUGGACGCGCCGUCCUACGGAGGGGACUGGCAGGCCGAGCCCUACGGAUACCCGCCCGGGUACGGAGGGGGCCAGACCUUGCCCGCUCCGGCCUCGGGGGGAGGAGGCAACAUGGGAGGAGGAGGAGGAGGUGGAGGCGGCGGCGGAGGAGGAGGGGGCACCUUAGGCAGAAGUAAGGGCAAGAUGAUGUCUGGCGGGGGUUCCGGAGGCCCCAACCCGAAGGGCCAGUCUAAGGGGGGGCCCAAAGUGAACGGCAACAACUCCGGCGGCCAAGGAGGAUGGUGGCCCGAGUGCACCUGCACCAAUCGGGAGUGGUAUGACCAGGCCAACCCUCCCCCCAUCAUUGUCAAGGCAGACUCACUAGAUGCAGGCCCUUACGUGAAUGGCAGUGAUGGGAUGUACAAGUAUGAGGAGAUCAUCCUGGAGAGGGGGAACUCCGGCCUGGGCUUCAGCAUUGCAGGAGGCAUAGAUAACCCCCACAUUCCUGACGAUCCGGGGAUCUUCAUCACCAAGAUCAUCCCUGGAGGAGCGGCUGCCAUGGAUGGAAGGCUGGGGGUGAACGACUGCGUCCUGCGCGUGAACGACGUGGACGUGUCCGAGGUGGUCCACAGCAGGGCGGUGGAGGCCCUGAAGGAGGCGGGGCCCGUGGUGCGCCUGCUGGUGAGGCGGAGGCAGGCCCCACCUGAGACCAUCCUGGAGGUCAACCUGCUCAAAGGGCCCAAAGGACUGGGGUUCAGCAUCGCGGGAGGGAUCGGCAAUCAGCACAUCCCAGGAGACAACAGCAUCUACAUCACCAAGAUCAUCGAAGGAGGGGCCGCCCAGAAAGACGGACGGCUGCAGACCGGAGACCGCCUGCUAGCUGUGAACAACAUCGUGCUUCAGGACGUGCGUCACGAGGAGGCGGUGGCGGCGCUCAAGAACACCUCCGACAUGGUCUACCUCAAGGUGGCCAAGCCGGGGCCCGUGCAUCUCAAUGACAUGUACGCCCCGCCCGACUAUUCCAGCAGCCUGGCCCUCCCUCCAGCCUUCCCCACCAUGGUGGACAACCACGUCAGCCACAACUACAUGGGCGCCAUGGAACCCAAGCCGGCGUACCCGCCUCCCCAGGUCACCCCGUCCAGGUAUUCGCCGGUGCCCCGCCACAUGCUGGGGGAGGAAGACUUCACAAGGGAGCCGAGGAAGGUGUUGCUGCACAAGGGCUCCACGGGGCUGGGCUUCAACAUCGUGGGCGGAGAGGACGGCGAGGGCAUCUUCGUCUCCUUCAUCCUGGCUGGAGGGCCGGCUGACCUGAGCGGCGAGCUUCGGAGAGGAGACCGGAUUUUGUCUGUGAAUGGCGUCAAUCUAAGGAAUGCGACGCAUGAGCAAGCGGCUGCGGCGCUGAAGAGAGCUGGACAGACCGUCACCAUCAUUGCUCAGUACAGGCCUGAAGAGUACAGCCGCUUUGAGUCCAAGAUCCACGACCUGAGGGAGCAGAUGAUGAACAGCAGCAUGAGUUCGGGGUCCGGCUCCCUGCGCACCAGCGAGAAACGUUCCCUCUAUGUCAGAGCUUUGUUCGACUAUGACCGGACGAGGGACAGCUGCCUGCCCAGCCAAGGGCUCAGCUUCUCGUACGGCGACAUCCUCCACGUCAUCAACGCGUCGGACGACGAGUGGUGGCAGGCGAGGCUGGUGACGCCUCACGGGGAGAGCGAGCAGAUUGGGGUCAUUCCCAGCAAGAAAAGGGUGGAGAAAAAAGAGCGGGCCAGGUUAAAAACAGUCAAGUUCCACGCCCGGACAGGCAUGAUUGAGUCCAACAGGCAGCCUGUCAAAGUAAAGCGCAAAAAAAGCUUCAACCUGUCGCGAAAGUUCCCGUUUUACAAGAGCAAGGAGAAUAUUGUGCAGGACUUGGUGGAGUCUGAACAAUGUCUGACCUCCAACACGAGCGACAGUGAAAGCAGCUCCAAGGGACAGGAAGACACCAUCCUCUCCUACGAGCCCGUCAUUCGACAGGAAAUCCACUACACCAGACCCGUGAUCAUUCUGGGCCCCAUGAAGGACCGAGUCAACGAUGACCUCAUCUCCGAGUUCCCCCACAAGUUUGGCUCCUGCGUACCUCACACGACUCGUCCCAGGCGAGAGAACGAGAUGGACGGUCAGGACUACCACUUCGUGGGCUCCAGGGAGCAGAUGGAGAAGGACAUCCAGGACAACAAGUUCAUCGAGGCGGGACAGUUCAACGAGAACCUGUACGGGACCAGCAUCCUGUCCGUCAGGACCGUGGCCGAGAGGGGGAAGCACUGCAUCCUGGACGUGUCGGGCAACGCCAUCAAGCGACUGCAGCAAGCACAACUCUACCCCAUCGCCAUCUUUAUCAAACCAAAAUCCAUCGAAGCCCUCAUGGAAAUGAACAAGAGGCAGACGUACGAGCAGGCCAACAAGGUCUUUGACAAGGCCGUCAAGCUGGAGCAGGACUUUGGGGAGUUUUUCACAGCUAUCGUACAGGGUGACUCGCUAGAGGAGAUCUACAACAAAAUCAAGCUCAUCAUCGAGGAGCAGUCCGGUCCAUACAUCUGGAUCCCCUCCCCAGAGAAGCUCUGAGCUGCCCAUCAUCGGUGCAAAAGUUCCCCACCCGCCUCCCGGAGAAUACCCCCCCACCCCAACCCACCCCCCCCAUAUUCACCUCUUUUUACAGCUACGUUUCAUAUAAAGUUUUAGUGUCAUCAUUAUGUUACUCUCUAAACGAAAGAAGUCUUAUCGCCAUCAAUUACUGUGACUGUGCACACCCCCCCACCCCACCCACCCCCCCCUGCAUGAGUUUACUCAAACCCAUUGAAGACUGGAAAUGGCGUUCUGGAGGAGGAGAAGAAGAAUGAAGCGCUAAAGGAAUAAAAGGAACGGCCUCCUCUUGGUGAUCUGGGACUGACUGGAGAUCACAACGUUUCCACACAAACCAGGACGUUUAGAGACGUGGGGGGGGGGGGGGGGGGACAGAGACAAAUCACACGGAGUUGGAACACUUUGUAAAUGUUCAUCCAAUCACAUUUAAAAGACAGAUGAUUUUUUUUUUUUUUUCUUUUUCCAAAAGUGACUGGAUGAAAUAAAACGGAGCCCUGCUGACGGUC